Trichomonas vaginalis G3 is the source of this 615-nucleotide messenger RNA. Its product is annotated as nicotinamide metabolic process. The record is from RefSeq and is a predicted model, not a curated record. The transcript has a single exon. Bases 1 to 615 code for a protein of 204 amino acids. NCBI's taxonomy places the organism in Eukaryota, Parabasalia, Trichomonadida, Trichomonadidae.
AUGCAAGAUACAGCACUCGUCGUUAUAGAUCUUCAGAACGACUUUGUCGAGCCAACAGGCUCACUUAGUGUCAAAGGAGCCAUGGAUAUUAUUCCAAAAGUUAACAGAAUCCGUUCAAAAUUCCAAAAUGUUUUAUUUACUUACGACUGGCAUCCAAAGAAUCAUGUUUCUUUUGUUGAUAGCCAUCCAGGACACAAGGUAUAUGAUAUCGUUGAUGCAGGAUCUGUCAAGCAAAUGCUUUUCCCAGCACAUUGUGUUCAAAAUUCAAAAGGAGCGGAGUUACAGAAGGAUUUAAUAAAGAAGGAUGGUGAUAUGGUAGUAUAUAAAGGAACUAACGAGAAGAUUGAUUCCUACAGCUGCUUCUUCGAUGUCAUAAAAUCUUCACAAACAAAUGCUGAUCAAUUACUUCGCAGCAAAGGCAUCAAAACAUUGUAUAUUUUGGGAGUUGCCACUGAUUUCUGCGUUAAAUUCUCCGCUCUCGAUGCGGUUAAACUUGGCUACAAAGUUUACUUAAUUGAAGAUUGCAUUGCAGGAGUACAAAAAGAAAGCUCCAUUGCUGCUCUCAAAGAAAUGAAGGAACAAGGAAUCACAUUCGUUAAUUCAAAUAUCUUUUAA